AACCCAGGACCUCAGACCUAGGCUCCGCCCCACCCUAAGUAGGACCACACAUCCCUAGCCUUACCCUUGCAUCCCCACUGUGUCUCUUGGCCCAUCCUCCACACAGCCACAGUCCUGGUCUCCAGCAGGAUGAAGUGGUAGCAGUCCAUUUACAAGAAGCAUUCAGCCUACCCGGCUGUUCCCUGUGUGCUUCAAAUCUGACCUGGUGAGACUAUAAAGUUGAAGAAAAGACCUUGAAGAGACUGAGACUAGGCCAUGUGUCCACCCAGAACAUUCAGAUACGGGCAUAGUGCCAAACCAGGCGUGGUGGAGCACCUCUGUCAUCCCAGCAGAUGGGAGAUAGAGGUGGGUUGAUCAGUUAGAGGUCAUCUUUGGCUACAUAGAGAGUUUGAGGCUGGCAUGGCCUUUGUGAGAGCCCACCCCAGAGGUGGAAGGCACAGUUAUACACAAUACAAUAUGAGGUUCAUAAGGAUCAUGGAAAUGGUGGGAUGGUGGCCUUAUCUUGAAAGGGGGUAAGCAGACAGCCUGAAUGACAUGAGCCUGUGGCCCCAAAGCUGUAAUUGAGGCAAGCUGGGGCCUCCAUUGUCUUCUCAGGUGUCAAGGGAAGCAUGCAAAGGACCCUUAGAAUGUGCUGAUGCUCCCGGAGCAGUCAGGACUGUCCUAUGCUGCUGCGGAUGUAUCAGUCCACCCCACUUACCCCCAAAGGGUGAUGGCCCCUAGCUGUGGUCUGUAGGUCACUUCCCACUGAGAGGCCAUCCCUGGCCAACCACAUCCAGGUUGUAGAACUCUGUGCAGACCAGCAAACCAGGCAGGGAGAGGUGCUAUAACUCCAUGGCCAGACAAGCAGUUUGUACUUUUCAUGUGGCAAAGGAUUAUAGUCUUUCAGGAGUGAUGGGCACAUAAUGCAAGAAACAGCUGCUAUUGGAGGCCAGUGUAGGAAACAGUGGCUGGGGUGAGUGCAGAAGCUGAAGUGGGACUUGUGGUCAGGACUACACCCUGCUGUGAGGACAAGGAACCCAAGAACUCUAGUCCAGAGUGCCCUGAUUUAGUAUCUGUAGUGACAGCCCUGGAAGCUGAAUUCUGGGUAGCUUCAGUUGUCUGGCCACUGUGCCCCCCCCCCCACCUCUACCAAGUGCAGCUUAGAGCAAAGCCUCUGCUUUCCAUAGCAACGCCUCUGUCUGGCCCUACCCUUGGUCCAGGUGGGACAUAAAAUCUCCCUCACCGAGCAGUCAGCCAACCAAGUGUGCCCAACAUCAUGCAUGGUCACCCGGCUGGCAGUGUAUACAUCGGUUGGUGUGAUUCUCAGCCCCCUGACGGUGGCCACUGGCUGGUGACCCUACCUGUCACCCUGGCCUGGCUCUGCCAGCUCCCUAGUAGAGACCAGCAGCUUAUCUGGGCUUGCUCUUGAAAGCCUCUUCCAAGAAUUAAGUGGGACACUUUGUAAGGACGUCCUUUAAGACCACAGUGCUGUAACCCCAGAAGGUGGUCACAUCUAUGCCUAGCCUAUGCCACCAAGCUUGGGACAGUUUCUGAGACUGUGAGCCCUGAGUGCUUGCUAGGACCAGUGUACAUACAGUCAGAGGCAGUACACUGUGACUGAUUGGGUGGUGGAACUGUGCCCCCACCACUCAAGGCCAGAAGCCACCAGAAGGAACCUGGUCUCCAGUACUUUUCAAAGACACAAUACAAAUACAAUUCUGGGGCCAAGGAGAAACACCUGCCACCAAACCUAAGGACCUGAGUUCAAUCCCCCAAGACUCAUGGGGUGGAUGAGCAACUCCCACAGGUUAUCCUCUCACCUCCACACAUUGUGACACACACACACCCAAUAAACAAUAAGUAAAACAUUAGAGGAAACUGUAAAUAGUGGACAUGACAGUGACAAGAACCAGGCCUUGCAGUCCCCUGUUCAGAUGCCCUUGGGCUACUGGCCCCUCAUAUCUGAGUUCCUUGUGCUCCUCCAAGCCCUCUAGCACUGAGCUUGUGCAUGGCUCCUCCAGCUCUGGGAGCACAUGCACCCCACCCCUGCAGCAGCACACACACUCCACCCCUGCACACGCACCCCACCCCUGCAGCAGCACACACACCCCACCCCUGCAGCUCUACCCUCAUCUUCCCUUCUGAAUUCCUGGAAGCAGCUCCAUGCCUUGGAUCCCAUGCUGCCUUUGCCCUAUGGCAGGGCGCUGGGAGAUGAUUCAAGGUCCUGGAAUACCCUCCAGGCGUACUCCCUGACCAAGGCUAAUGGGAGUGCAAACCGGUGUAACUGCUAUUAGGGUGGGGGUGGGGGGACCUGGUCACAUCUAUCAAAUUAGUAAGGCAGUGGCCUCAACCCAGAAACUCGGUUUCAGGGUGUUUAUGACAUUGAUAGCAAAGCUAGAAUUGAAAGGCUGGAAUCCUCAGUGGUCAUCAGAGAAGACAUCGCUUCCACAUGACGACCUAGGACCACUUUCAGAAAUGAGGACGCUUUCCAGGUGCUGGAGAUCCCUAGAUCUGUUCAUCAAGAGAGAAAGGUGUAAAGUCACAGGGUACCCUGGUACCCUGGGGGUAGCAGGAGAGCCCAUAGUCAUUGUGGAGGAAGAGAGCCUCACCAACAGGAGGGCCCGAGAAUGAGGAGGUAGGGUCUGGGUCACCAGGCAGAGGGGUACACUCAGAACACAGAAGGCCAUUGGAUAUGGAAUCUGAAGAGGGCCCUGGUCCUGUAAUGUUGCUAGGAUGCUGGGGGCCGAGGAAGAGAAGACCUGCCUGUGCCAAACCUCCCACCACUCUCUAGCUUGGUCAAGAGCCAGGUCUACUCUGCAAACGAACAAAUGAUGCCAGGUGAGCUCAUGGAAGGGCAGGAGAGGCCAAAGGAGAGAGCGGCUGGACCAAGGAUUAGCACUUACCCCUCAGGGCUGGCAUUCAGGGGCUGUGACUGGGAGCCUAAAGGGCCCCAAAGGCAUCCCCAACCCCAAUGUAUAUCUGGGCUUCCUUCAAGCCCUACCCAGGGCUGCUGCGGUUUCCUCCUGGCGCCUCUGGUCUCUGACAGCAGAGACUCCCCCCAUGCUGCACUAAUGGCUCAGCCUGGGGCCCCAGGGACCUUCCCUGCCCCCCCAGGCUGCUCUGCUGGCCCCCCAACCCCCCUCAUGCUGAAACCUAAUCCUCUGCAGCCGCUUCAGCUCAGUCCUGCUCUGCAGCCCCUGCCUGCCACUACCUCCUGCGCCCUACCUGGUCUUUACUGCAGAGCCCCAACCUCACGGAGCCAACGCCGGUUCUGGGGAAGGCAGAGCUGGACCGACGACGACGUUCAUCUCAUCCAGUCCUACCAGGCCAGUACUUUCACCUCUCCGUCUUGGCUCCUCCCCUCUCUACCUUCUCCUUUUCUACCUUCUCCUUUUCUCUCCUCCCUAGUCCCUGCUGGGCCACCCGAAUCCCAUCUCAAUCCCCCAUUAGUCCUACAAAAACAGCCUCUGUCACUCCUUGGACGCCCUGUACCCAGUCAACAGUCCCUUCUCUGGGCUCUAGCCAUGAAACCCCCCUCAGGACUGGAGGAGGCCCGGCGGCGGCGGCAGGCCUCAGACAUCCGGGUGUUCGCCAGCAGCUGCACAAUGCAUGGUCUGGGCCACAUCUUUGGCCCUGGAGGCCCGACCCUGCGCCGUGGGCUUUGGGCCACAGCUGUGCUCCUGUCACUGGCGGCCUUCCUCUACCAAGUGGCUGAGCGGGUGCGCUACUAUGGGGAGUUCCACCACAAGACCACCCUAGAUGAGCGGGAGAGCCACCAGCUCACCUUCCCAGCUGUCACCCUGUGUAACAUCAAUCCGCUGCGCCGCUCACGCCUCACACCCAACGACUUGCAUUGGGCUGGGACAGCGCUGCUGGGCCUGGACCCUGCUGAACAUGCUGCCUACCUUCGUGCCCUGGGCCAGCCCCCUGCACCGCCUGGCUUCAUGCCCAGUCCCACCUUCGACAUGGCACAACUCUACGCCAGAGCCGGCCACUCCCUUGAGGACAUGUUGCUGGACUGCCGCUACCGUGGCCAGCCCUGUGGGCCUGAGAACUUCACUGUGAUCUUCACUCGAAUGGGGCAGUGCUAUACCUUCAACUCCGGCCUCCACGGGGCAGAGCUGCUCACCACUCCAAAGGGUGGCGCUGGCAAUGGGUUGGAGAUUAUGUUGGAUGUACAGCAGGAGGAGUAUCUGCCCAUCUGGAAGGACAUGGAAGAGACCCCGUUUGAGGUGGGGAUCCGAGUGCAGAUCCACAGCCAGGAGGAGCCCCCUGCCAUUGACCAGCUGGGCUUCGGGGCAGCCCCAGGCCACCAGACUUUUGUGUCCUGCCAGCAGCAGCAACUGAGCUUCCUGCCACCACCCUGGGGUGACUGCAAUACUGCAUCUGUGGAUCCCGACUUUGAUCCAGAGCCCUCUGAUCCCCUGGGUUCCCCUAACCCAAGCCCCAGCCCUCCUUAUAGUUUAAUAGGGUGUCGUCUGGCCUGUGAGACCCGCUAUGUGGCUCGGAAGUGUGGAUGUCGAAUGAUGCAUAUGCCUGGAAACUCGCCAGUGUGCAGCCCCCAGCAGUACAAGGACUGUGCCAGCCCAGCUCUGGAUGCCAUGCUGCGAAAGGACACGUGUGUCUGUCCCAAUCCGUGCGCCAUCACGCGCUACGCCAAGGAGCUCUCCAUGGUGCGGAUUCCUAGCCGCGCUUCAGCUCGCUACCUGGCCCAGAAAUACAACCGCAGCGAGACCUAUAUCGCGGAGAACGUUCUGGUUCUGGACAUCUUCUUUGAGGCCCUCAACUAUGAGACAGUGGAGCAGAAGGCUGCCUAUGAAGUGUCGGAGCUGCUGGGAGACAUUGGCGGACAGAUGGGACUGUUUAUUGGAGCCAGCCUGCUUACCAUCCUCGAGAUCCUUGACUACCUCUGUGAGGUUUUCCGAGACAGAGUCCUGGGGUAUUUCUGGAACAGAAGGAGCUCUCAAAGACGCUCUGGCAGUACUCUGGUAGUAGUCCCCUUGCCCUCCCCCACCCCUAGCAUCAUCUGGUCCAGGAGCUAUGUGCGGCCAUCUUGGCUGGUCUCCACCUUCUCCCUUUUCCCACAGCUUCAGGAAGGGUUGAAUGGCCAUCGAACACACGUUCCCCACCUCAGCCUGGGCCCCAGGCCUGCCACCACUCCCUGUGCUGUCACCAAGACACUUUCUGCCUCCCACCGGACCUGUUACCUCGUCACAAGGCUCUAGACCUGCUGUGACCACUCGGCUGCACCGUGACAUCCUGGGCAUGUCCAGCCUGUACAUCUUUGCUGUCUUCGCCCUAAUAAAGCUCUAGUGCAUGUGC
Peromyscus californicus insignis is the source of this 5301-nucleotide messenger RNA. It is a transcript of the gene Asic3, whose product is annotated as acid sensing ion channel subunit 3. The transcript is spliced from 10 exons. Gene Ontology annotation, cellular component: membrane. Gene Ontology annotation, biological process: sodium ion transmembrane transport. NCBI's taxonomy places the organism in Eukaryota, Metazoa, Chordata, Mammalia, Rodentia, Cricetidae. The record is from RefSeq and is a predicted model, not a curated record. Bases 2808 to 5204 code for a protein of 798 amino acids.